Messenger RNA from Brienomyrus brachyistius, 4373 nucleotides. RefSeq names its product chloride channel 7 (gene clcn7). The transcript has 25 exons. Gene Ontology annotation, cellular component: lysosomal membrane; intracellular membrane-bounded organelle. The record is from RefSeq and is a predicted model, not a curated record. Lineage: Eukaryota; Metazoa; Chordata; Actinopteri; Osteoglossiformes; Mormyridae. Bases 136 to 2532 code for a protein of 798 amino acids. Gene Ontology annotation, molecular function: voltage-gated chloride channel activity. Gene Ontology annotation, biological process: transmembrane transport; chloride transport.
UGAGUGCUGGUCACGUGAGUGUCAUAUUGGAAAGUGCGGCUCUGCAGCGGAGGACUGGGCAGCGGACUUGCUGCGAUAGAAAAACGCCGCGGGUGAAUCGGUGGUCGGCUGUAGUCGCCGUGCAGUGUCACCAUUAUGGCGAACAUCGCGAAAAAAGUGUCGUGGUCCAGUCGGGGUGACGAGCCGGCCCAGGGGGAGGGAACUCCGCUGCUUAAUGGCACUGGCGCAGCAAGAUAUUCCAGACAGUUUCCUGGUGAUAAGCUCUUUCACGUAGGAAGACUCAGCACCGUGGACCUUGAAGAAGAAAUAGACGAAGAGGAGUCUGUCGUUUCCCGGCCAAAGGAGAUUCCACACAACGAGAAGCUCCUUUCCCUGAAAUACGAGAGCCUUGACUAUGACAACAGUGAAAAUCAGCUGUUUCUGGAGGAGGAAAGACGGAUGAGCCAAAUGGGCUUUAAGUGCCUGGAGAUGAGUCGCUGGCUGGUGUGCGCCCUCAUUGGGAUCCUCACCGGCCUCAUCGCCUGCUUCAUCGACAUCGUGGUGGAUAACCUGUCCGGUCUCAAGUACCAAGUCAUUAAGCAGAAUAUUGAAAGGUUCACAGAGACGGGGGGAUUGUCCAUCUCCCUGAUCCUAUGGGUGCUGCUCAACUCCGCUUUUGUCCUGGUGGGCUCGGUCAUAGUAGCCUUCUUUGAGCCUAUUGCAGCUGGAAGUGGAAUUCCCCAGAUAAAGUGUUACCUGAACGGAGUGAAAAUACCCCGUGUUGUGCGCCUUAAGACUCUUGUGGUGAAGGUCUGUGGAGUGAUUUGUUCAGUGGUCGGCGGCCUCACCGUGGGGAAGGAAGGACCCAUGAUCCACUCGGGUGCUGUGGUGGCGGCUGGCAUUUCCCAAGGCAGGAGCACGUCUCUGAAGAGGGACUUCAAGAUCUUCGAAUACUUCCGGCGGGACACAGAGAAGAGGGACUUUGUAUCGGCGGGCGCGGCUGCAGGGGUGUCUGCCGCUUUCGGAGCUCCUGUGGGUGGUGUCCUUUUCAGCUUGGAGGAGGGAGCCUCCUUCUGGAACCAGAUGUUGACCUGGAGAAUCUUCUUCGCUUCCAUGAUCUCGACCUUCACCUUGAACUUCUUCAUGAGUAUCUACCACAACAAGCCGGGAGAUUUUAGUAACCCAGGUCUCAUCAACUUUGGACGCUUUGACAGCGAUAGCACGGAGUACUACCUGUAUGAGAUUCCUCUGUUUAUCGUCAUGGGAGCCUUCGGUGGAUUGCUGGGAGCACUGUUCAACGUCCUGAACUACUGGCUCACCAUCCUCAGGAUCAGGUAUAUCCACCGGCCCUGCCUGCAGGUGAUCGAGGCCAUACUGGUUGCUGCCGUGACGGCCACUGUGUUCUUCACUAUGAUCUACUUCUCCAACGACUGCCAGCCCCUGGGGGAGGAUCAGCUGGAGGAAUACCCCUUGCAGCUGUUCUGUGCUGAUGGCGAGUACAAUUCCAUGGCCACGAUCGUCUUCAACACCCCGGAGAGGAGUGUCCGCAGCCUGUUCCACAGCCCCGCAGGUUCCUACAAUCCCGUGACCCUGGGAAUCUUCACCAUCACCUACUUCUUCCUGGCCUGCUGGACAUACGGCCUGACUGUGUCCGCCGGGGUCUUCAUCCCCUCGCUGCUCAUCGGCGCCGCCUGGGGGCGGCUCUUUGGCAUCUUGCUGGCCUCCAUUACGCCGCACAAUUCCAUACAGACCUUGGCCGACCCUGGGAAGUACGCUCUGAUUGGAGCCGCCGCCCAGCUUGGUGGGAUCGUGAGGAUGACCCUCAGCCUGACUGUCAUCAUGGUGGAAGCCACCGGAAAUGUCACCUACGGCCUACCCAUAAUGCUGGUUCUGAUGACGGCGAAGAUCGUGGGCGAUUAUUUCGUGGAGGGGCUAUACGACAUCCACAUCAAGCUGCAGAGUGUGCCCUUCCUGCACUGGGAUGCCCCAGCCACCUCCCACUCCCUGACUGCCAGGGAGGUUAUGAGCUCUCCAGUAACCUGCUUCAACCUGGUGGAGAAAGUGGGCACUAUUGUGGAUGUGCUCAGCAACACCUCGACCAAUCACAACGGGUUCCCUGUAGUCUCCGGGUUGAGUGAUGGCUGUGAGCCAGGGAAAAUCUGUGGCUUAAUCCUGCGUUCCCAGCUUAUCGUGCUCCUGAAACACAAGGUGUUUGUGGAACGGGCUCGUUCUCGUCUCAAUCUGCGCAAACUGCAGCUGAAGGACUUCCGGGAUGCCUACCCUCGCUUCCCUCCGAUCCAGUCCAUCCAUGUGUCCCAAGACGAGAGGGAGUGCAUGAUGGACCUGACGGAGUUCAUGAAUCCCACCCCCUACACUGUCACGCAGGAGACGUCGCUUCCUCGUGUCUUCAAGCUGUUCAGGGCCCUUGGUCUGCGGCACCUCAUUGUGGUGGACAGUGACAACCAGGUGGUGGGACUGGUGACGCGGAAGGACCUGGCCCGUUACCACCUGGGCAAAGACGGCCUGGAGGAGCUGCAGCUGGCACAGACGUGAUGCGUGGAAGGCGACUGCCGCGCUGCUCACCAGGCCAACCCCCCCUGCCCCCAGUCAGCCCCCGCCAGAACCCGCACCGGUCGUGCAUUUCAGCAAAGUCCGGAACCCGGGAUGCCAAUGACUGACUUUCUGGUUUCGUUCACCGAGGGUUGGUUGUGAUGGGGGAGGGGUUCGAUUCCAUGUGUGUUUUGCGACUUUUUGUUGCCCCCUCCCAGUUUGCACAUAAAAUAAUUUAUCCGUUAUGUUUUUAAAGCACUUCAGAGAGAGUGAGAGUGAGAGUGAGAGUGAGAGUGAGAGUGAGAGUGUGUGUGUGUGUGUGUGUGUGUGUGUGUGUGUGUGUGUGUGUGUGUGUGUGUGGUUCUACACACACUUGGGUGUCAAUCCCGCUCUGUGGUCAUUUGCAAAGCUUUGGUAGCAUUGUGAUAUACAUUAGUGUAAAUGUGUAAAAAGCAUUUCAAGCUGUGUGUGUGUGUGUGUGAGAGAGAGAGAGAGAGAGAUUAGCCAGGCCAAUAACGUUCCUCCUUUACUCAGACUGUGGUCUAUUGACAGAGGGUACCACAGUUUUCUUGUGACUUUAGCUUUACUUUAGGGGAAGUUAAUUUUCCUCUCCCAGAUAAUUGUCUUGCACAUUGUACCAUUAACCAAUGCCUCCCACCCCUCCCAUGCCAGUGUAGGUAAGACCAACCCUGCCCCCCCCCCGGAAAAACCCUGACUCGCUUUGACCUUUUUCUCUCAUGCUGGAUGCUAGCGGUUUUUAACAUACAGUGUUUUUUUCUCGUGAAUUCGCCCAUCGGCUGACUGCCACACUGCCUGCGUCCUCCCCCACCCACGCCAGUACGUGACAGUAUGUAUCCCCCCCCACCCCGGGUGAUUCUCCAGGUCCUGUGUUUUUGACGGCGAUUUGUCUCUUGUUGCGCCGUACAGCCUCUAGGUGGCAGAAACCCUGGUUUCUGAUAUAUACCUGAAUAAAUUAUGCAAAUCGGGGUCAGGUUUACAUGGGUCGGGUGCCAAACAAUGCCAGUAGUGUGUGUGUGUGUGUGGGGGGGUGACUUCACAGGUGCUCUCCUGAAAAUGUGUGUAUAUCAUUGUUUUUAAAUGGCACUUACUGAAAGCAGAGUGGGGUUCAGGGCAGCUUAAUGAUUUGCAAGGUGACCAUGGGUCGUGUUUGGCCAAGGGGGCGCUAGUGUGUUGAGGAAAGGAACUUAUUCUGGUCUUUGCAGGCUGUGCUAGAAACCCAAACCCACUCCCAUGGCUGUAUGUGGCUCCGCACUUUAAAUGCCUCUUACCCCACCUCGUUUCCCAUCUGCGCCCUACAACUUACAAAUCCUUGCAAUGUCACGUGCAAGGGGGCCCCCUACUGGCCAAGCAAGGCCCUACAGUCGCUGGUGCCCUUGGGGGUCCAGCCGUACAGUUUUUGCCAACAGCAGAGUUUACACUUUGACUAGUUAUGUGCUGUUUAGUUAUUUUGUUUUUAAUUAAGGUGAACUUGCCUAAGUGACCCUGAUCAGUUAAAUAGGGUUUUUACCCACCCAACAAGCCUAUCGAAAAUGGACAUACCAGUUAAACGGUAAACGAUGUGAAUCCCUUAGCAGAUUUUGAUUUUAUUCUGAAUAUUAAAUGUCGUGUUUUAACUCAACCUUAAAUAAAUUAAAGUAUCUCCAUUUUAAAGAGCACUGUGACUGGAUGAGAGAAUUGUUUCGGCGUUGGCAAGUACCACCUUAGCGUACAUUUAUAGAGACGGCUGAAAUAUACUGGAUAAUUUUGCAUAAUUUUUAUUUUGCCAAGCUUGAUUUUCUUCUGUGAUUUCUGAAAUCUAAUAAAGGUUUUGAUGCAUAUGCCUA